This is a messenger RNA of Dromaius novaehollandiae (emu), 3018 nucleotides long. RefSeq names its product DEAD-box helicase 43 (gene DDX43). NCBI's taxonomy places the organism in Eukaryota, Metazoa, Chordata, Aves, Casuariiformes, Dromaiidae. Bases 30 to 2069 code for a protein of 679 amino acids. Gene Ontology annotation, molecular function: ATP binding; RNA binding; RNA helicase activity. The record is from RefSeq and is a predicted model, not a curated record. The transcript is spliced from 16 exons.
UGGGUGUGGAGCUGGGAGGGGGAGCCGCCAUGUCUGACUGGGAGGCGAGCGGCGACGAGGACUCUGACGCGGCGGCUCGGCCGCCAUCUUCUGCGGCCCCCGCCUCGCUCCUGUGGCAGCCGCCGGCGGCCCCUUCGCGGAGCCGCGCCUCAGCGGGGGGCGGCAGCGGGCGAAGGGGCUCUGAGAGGUGGCGGGAGGCGGCGGCGGGCAGCCUCGAGGGGGAGGAGCGGGAGCCUCGAGGCGCGGGAGGCUGCCGGGGCUCGGCGGAGACGGCGGGGCAGUGGCAGCCCCACGCUGUCGCCGCCCACCGUGCUUGGGGCGCCGCGGCGCCCCUCUGCCUCCGCCUCGACAGCGCCGUGGUUGGUGCUCUCAUAGGUCGGGGUGGAGCUAAAAUAAGAGAACUUGAGGAGUCUUCAGGUGCUAGGAUACAGGUUAUAAAGGGAACCUACGAAGCUGAAAUAAAGAUUUCUGGCAGCAUUGCUGUGCAAAACAAAGCCAAGAUGUUGAUUGAAGAUACUGUUACAAGACUUGGGCAAAACUACACUAGAGGUGCGACUGAGAAAGAUUCCAUCAAACAGCAGUACUUCGGUAGUAAUUCUGCUGAGAAACACUUGGAUCUUGUCAAGCCUGAAAAUACCCCACAGAAAUCUGUGAUUAACUGGGCCUCCAUUCGAGAAAAUAAAGCUAGAUAUGAAGCUAUGAAGUGGGCAGACUUGCCUCCAAUUGAGAAAAACUUUUAUAAAGAAUCAUCAAGGACUGCAUCUAUGCCACAAGAAGAAGUGGAACUGUGGCGGAUGGAAAAUAAUAAUAUAAUUUGUAAUGACUUGAAAGAAGGUGAAAAGCGCUGCAUUCCCAAUCCUGUUUAUAAAUUUGAAGAUGCAUUUGAGCAUUAUCCUGAUGUUAUGGCUAAUAUCAGAAAAGUGGGUUUUCAGAAACCUACACCAAUUCAGUCCCAGGCAUGGCCAAUCAUACUCCAAGGAAUUGAUCUUAUUGGCAUAGCACAGACGGGCACUGGGAAGACAUUGGCUUACUUAAUGCCUGGAUUCAUCCAUUUGGAUUCACAACCAAUACCCAGAGAUCAGCGUGGGGGGCCGGGAAUGUUAGUCCUUGCUCCCACUCGAGAACUGGCACUUCAAGUUGAGGCAGAGUGUGCAAAGUACACAUACAAAGGAAUUAAAAGUAUUUGCAUAUAUGGUGGUGGGGACCGAAAAGGACAGAUAAAUGUGGUUACCAAAGGCGUGGAUAUUGUUAUUGCUACUCCUGGCAGACUGAAUGAUCUUCAAAUGAACAGCUUCAUAAAUCUGAAGAGCAUAACAUAUUUGGUUUUAGAUGAGGCUGACAGAAUGUUGGAUAUGGGAUUUGAACCUCAGAUAAUGAAAAUCCUAAUAGAUGUGCGGCCUGACAGACAAACUGUGAUGACAAGUGCUACUUGGCCUGAUGGUGUUCGUCGCCUAGCAAAAUCCUAUUUGAAAAAUCCUAUGAUUGUGUAUGUUGGCACUCUUGAUUUAGCAGCAGUAAACACAGUGGAACAGAGAGUUGUUGUUAUCCCAGAAGAAGAGAAGAGAGCUUUCACGCGGUAUUUCAUUGACUCUCUGAAGCCAAAAGAUAAGGUCAUCAUUUUUGUAGGAAGGAAACUUACAGCUGAUGACUUAGCAAGUGACUUUGGUCUCCAAGGAAUUCCAGUUCAGUCACUUCAUGGUAACAGAGAGCAGUGCGAUCGAGAACAGGCUUUAGAUGACUUCAAGAAAGGCAAGGUCAGAAUACUGAUAGCUACUGACUUAGCAUCCCGUGGUCUUGAUGUGCAUGAUAUUACUCAUGUUUUUAACUUUGACUUCCCUCGAAACAUUGAAGAAUACGUUCAUAGAGUAGGUCGUACUGGACGAGCAGGACGUACUGGGGAGGCAGUAACACUUGUCACUAAGAGUGAUUGGAGAGUUGCAUCUGAGCUGAUUGACAUUCUGGAAAGGGCAAACCAAGUAAGAAAGUAUACCGUACUGGCUCCUUCCCACUCUUUCCUUGAUCUCAAAAACCAAUCUGACAAGGAGCUGUUGCAAUUUGAGCUGGAAUAAAUUCUGUUCCAUGUUGCCAGAGAGGGUCUGCUGUGAUACAGAGGAGGAAAAUUAUACACUGCUUCAACUGGAAACCUAACUCUGUCUCACUAUUUCUAUGUCUAGUGAUAAGUCUCUAGCAAUUUUCAGCUAGAGAGAUGCCUCAUUUUUUCACUUUUUUCUUUUAAACAACAUUAAAAUUUCAGAUGGAGUAGACUGUUUCUGUGGGUAGCCUGUUUUGUGGGUUCCUGGCUGCUGGGUAGAUGUUUACCAAUGAGAGCAAUUCAGCACAGAAAAUGUAUACUAGCAGUCUGACUCAUCUCAACUUAAGAAAAGUUGCUGAUAGCAAAGAAUGAGCAUCACUGAAUUAUGCAGCCUGACAAAAGAAGUUGAAACUGGAGGGAUGCCAUCUUGCUCUGUCAUGACCUUUGUUCUGGCUGUUUCCUUCACCUGGUAAAGCAUUGUCUGGUCUAGGAAUUUCUAAGGAGACUUAACAGCAUAUAUAUAUGAACAUAUGAACAUAUAUAUAUAUUCAUUCACUAAAUUUCAGAGCAGUCCUCCAAGCUUGUACUGCACUUCUGCCUCUUACUGAAGGACAAAACCAUUCAGAUUGAGCAAUCGAAGAAAUACCAUCAUGCACUGGAGGGGCAUGUUUUUCACUCUGAGCUCAGGAAACUGGACACAUCCUACCUGCUAUAUGGCUGUAUGCCAACCUGGCUAUAUGCGCUGUAGCAGGUUGUCUAAGCAGGCUGUUUUUGAUAGAUUAGUAAUCUGAAACCUCUUCUGAGAAUGCAGUGAAUGAUUAGUAGGCAUUAAUGUCUGCAUGAUGUCUAAUGCAGUUUAAGGACUUACCAGAGACUGCCUCUGUUUCAUGAUCUAUGGGAACGGGAUGUGCUUAUUGUCCCACUUCUAUUUAGUAGUAUUAAUCAGUGUCAUUCAACCUAAUAAAGUCUGUCUGUAACUCUUUGCA